Hyaloscypha bicolor E is the source of this 1250-nucleotide messenger RNA. RefSeq names its product alpha/beta-hydrolase. The coding region runs from base 80 to 1054 and encodes 324 amino acids. Gene Ontology annotation, molecular function: hydrolase activity. The record is from RefSeq and is a predicted model, not a curated record. NCBI's taxonomy places the organism in Eukaryota, Fungi, Ascomycota, Leotiomycetes, Helotiales, Hyaloscyphaceae. The transcript is spliced from 3 exons.
CGCCACCUUCGAAGCUCCAGCUCGAUUGGAACAUUGGAACCCCCCAUCAUCACGAUCAAUACGAUCAUCAAACGCAAACAUGGCUGAUCCCGAAAUCGCGACGAAGGCUCCUGAGAGCGAUGCCACAGAGGAGACGACAGCAACCUUGAUUCCUGGGGAUACUCCUGCACAAAAGGGUGCCAGCCUUGGUGAACACUGCGUGACCGACAGACCGACUCCUUUUGGCGCAGGACCCAGUGGAGAGAUGACCCAGCUCGGAGGAAUUGAUUGCUAUAUUUCGAAACCUGCCAACUAUCCUCAUGCACCAUCGAAGCUGCUGCUCUACUUGUCCAGCGGGACGGGACUUCACUCAGAGAACAGUCAAAUACAGGCUGAUCUCUAUGCCAGGGAGGGCUAUCUCGUCGUGCUGCCAGACAUGUUCAACAACGAUCCUAUACCCGGCUCUGCUACAUAUGAAGAGGAGAAGGACCCAUCGUGGAUUGAGCAAGUUAAGAUGCGGUUGGCGGAUACCUCCAAGUCAUUCUUGAUCGACAUGUGGUUGGCCAGACAAACCCCAGAAAAAGUUCUUCCAAUCCUUCACAAAGUCAUUGAUGCGGCCAAGGACGAGUUUGCCGAUGCCGUUGCGAAUGGAGGUGGAAUAUAUUCUGUAGGUUAUUGCUUCGGUGGAAGAAUGACUUUGCUUCUUGCUGGCGAGAAGCCAGAUACCGUUGCAUGGGGCCAACAAGUUAAGGACGAAGAGGCUGGCGUAGUAAAGAAAGGACCUUACAUCAAAACUGGAGCUAUUGCUCAUGCGACUUUGGUAGGGAAGGAGGAUUUUGAGGGUACCAAGUCACCAUUGGCUUUCAUUUGCGUGGAGAAUGAUCAGCUUUUUGAUGAAGAGGUUCGAGAAUAUGGUGAGAAGUAUCUGAAGGAGCAUAAUGUUGAGAACGAAUUCAAGACAUAUUCGGGUGUUCCGCAUGGAUUUGGAGUUGUUGGAGAGUACGAGGAUGCGGAGAUCAAGACAGCACAAGCUGAAGCGUUUGAUCAAAUGUUGGCUUGGUUGAAGACUCAUUGAGCUUGAGAAUUGGGUAUGGCGUUCGGCUUAUAUCACGGAUUGCUAAGUGAAUGGGACUUAUAUGGAUGAUUUACGAACAAGUUCCCUUUGACUUCUUCCAGUCCUUGAUCAAGCCCACGAGCUAGGAUGAUACUUACGGGAAAUCCGUGGUCAGGUGAUCUCCAAAGAACUUUUACUUCCUAUGUGAGCAGUUGAA